CAUAAACUUUCGAAAAAUUACAGUCAACGAUUUAAUGUUUGCAUUUAUUUUCCUCACCAUUGGAAAUACUGUAGGUCUCGUGUGUUUUCUUAUUGAACUUGUGAUGGGUAAAAAGUAUCAUCAAAGAAUCAGUUUUGAGUUACUUAAAGGAUGUUUAAAAUUUAAGGGAAAGAAAACGCGCAUCAACAUUCGAAGAAUUGUAGUCAAACCUAAACCAGAUAUUGCAGACAUGAAUUAAAUUUUACUUCAAUAAGAUGAAUCUAAAAAGCUUGAAUUAUUCUAGACGUGAGGUUUUUUGAAGCAUUUAUGCGUGUUGUUUUUCUUAUUUCCACACUACUUUUUAUCAGAAAAAAAUGCACUUCCAAGUAUUUCGUAGAAUUUGGUUUCAUUCGGUUUUCAGAAAGAAUCAUCGAAUUCGAUAAAAUUAUUUAUCUCUGUGUGAAGGAAGAUAUUGUGUAGUUGCAGGUCAACCUGGAUGUAAACAAAUCUAUUACUUCCAUAGAGUGAUUGUAUGAUGAUAAUGAUAAAAUAAUUGUCGCAUAAAAUCGUUUCACGUAAAUACACAAUACUGAUAUGGAUUAAAUAAUCUCACUCAGUGCAGAAUAAUUUUAUUAAAAACGUUUUCUCGGUAGAAAAAUAUAUUAUUCCCAUAAACGAUGCACAAUAAUGAACUGAAUUAAAUCGCAGUCGAUUCAGGAGCAGUUGACAGUCACGGACGUGCUGAGAAAUAAUAAAAAAUUUUCAACAAUGAUGAAGCAGUCUAUUUUACUACUGUUCUUACUUUUAAGCAUAUUUAGUGCUAUUUGUUUAAUAUCACCACGACACUCCAACAACAGUUUGACUGCAACUGAGAAAAUGUUGAUUCAUAUACUCCAAGAAUGUAACCUUGGGCUGAAUGUCACCAUAUUCUAUACUGGAAAUCACCCUGAUCUAACUCAAGCUCUACUAAGAAGCCAAUCAUCUAUGAGUUUAGGAUCCUGGAGUCUUAUGUCCUUCGCGAUGGAUAGAAGUUCUAGUGAUCUAAUCUCUACAAAUGGAAUCAUUUUGGUACUCAACUCACGCAUUGAAUAUAGUGAUAUAUAUAAUGUCAUGAAUAAUUGGAACUGUAUAGAUAAUUGCAAAGUGAUUAUUUUAUCUAAAUUGUUUAAUUCUUGUAAACUUGUUGUGGACAUUUUGAAGUUCCAAGGAUUCUUUUACUAUGAUAAUUCCUAUUAUAUAUGCAAUGACAAGAAAAACGCCCCAAUAGUUUUUACACAAGAUAGAUAUAAUAAUAUUCGACAACGUCAUUGGAACCGAGUCACUGUAAAAGUUGAUUCUAUGUACGAUGGACGCAUCUACUUUCGUCCGUACAAUGAAGAUAUAUGUCGUAACUUUGAUUUCGAACGAGUAAGACCUGUAAAAAAUGCAAACAUAUUACUAGGAGUUGUCAGAAGGGUGAGAAACAAGGAUGACAUGGAAAAGGAUUUUAUCUUGGAUGUAGAUAUACAUAAAUUUCCACCCAUUUUAGUAGAUUCGUCAAUACAAAUUGUUGAAAAAAUAUCAGAGGUUAAAUUCUCUGCUUAUAUAAAGACAUUUUUACUUCAAAAAGGUGCCACGAAAUACAAUUUCAUCCCUUUUUUUUGGGCGUCAACGUAUGUUGAUGUAAUGGGAAUCACUGCGGGAUUACUUCUGGACGUUAAGGUUGCGUACUCACACCCUGUAUUCUACGACACUUUUGUCAUUCUUUCUCAUAAGCAAGCUGAAGCAACACCUCUUCAGAAAAUAGCCAAGUUCUAUGGGAUUUUGACUUUGAUGUCAUUAAUCACACUUUUAGUCAUAGUUUUUUUUGUGAUAUACCUGAAAUCUAACGGAAAUGCUACGUUGGCGGCCUUUGAUGUUCUUAGACUUGUCAUUAACUCAGGAGUAGAGAUUCCGAUCAAUACUUUAUCACUGAAAAUAUUCUUCUGCAUGAUAUUUCUGUAUUUCAUAGUGAUUCAUUCAACUUUCAGUGGAAAUUUGCCGAGAUUUCUAACAAUACCUGAAUACCACGACUCCAUAGAUUCCCUGGAAGAUCUAUCAAAUCCCUGGAUUACAACAAUUUAUGAUAAGGGUUUCUAUACUGAACAUUAUGAAUUCAAAGAUAAAGAAAUUAAGAGAAAAGUAAAAUAUCUCUUUGAUCAUUCCGAUCUUUUUGAACAUUUCAUGAUGGACAAAAAUUCAGUCUGUAUAAUAAAUAAAAUUCAUGCUAAUUUGCUUACAUUCAACUUAGGAAAAUCAAUGAAUGAAAUUCACAUAAGUAAGAACGAUAUUGGAGAUGCAAUUUUUGGUAUUGUCUCACGACCCCGAUUUUACUUGCGAGAAAAGUUUCAACGGGCUACAUCUUACAUGUUUGAUGUUAGUCUAAACAAACAGCUAAAAUCGGUUGUCAACAAAGCUCAAAGGACUAUUAUAAAACAACGUAGUACCUCUGACAUAAAAUUUCGAAAAAUAACAGUCAACGAUUUAAUGUUUGCAUUUAUUUUCCUCACCAUUGGAAAUACUGUAGGUCUCGUGUGUUUUCUUAUUGAACUUGUGAUGGGUAAAAAGUAUCAUCAAAGAAUCAAUUUUGAGUUACUUAAAGGAUGUUUAAAAUUUAAGGGAAAGAAAACGCGCAUCAACAUUCGAAGAAUUGUAGUCAAACCUAAACCAGAUAUUGCAGACAUGAAUUAAAUUAUACUUCAAUAAGAUGAAUCUAAAAAGCUUGAAUUAAUCUAGACGUGAGGUUUUUUGAAGCAUUGAGGCGUGUUGUUUUCUUAUUUUCACACUACUAUUCGUAAGGUGCUCGGUGCUUCAUAAUUUAUUUAAAAUGUUAA
Messenger RNA from Chelonus insularis, 2831 nucleotides. RefSeq lists its product as uncharacterized. The coding region runs from base 748 to 2688 and encodes 646 amino acids. NCBI's taxonomy places the organism in Eukaryota, Metazoa, Arthropoda, Insecta, Hymenoptera, Braconidae. The transcript has 3 exons. The record is from RefSeq and is a predicted model, not a curated record.